Messenger RNA from Aspergillus japonicus CBS 114.51, 533 nucleotides. Its product is annotated as cytochrome c. The transcript has 5 exons. The coding region runs from base 102 to 440 and encodes 112 amino acids. Gene Ontology annotation, cellular component: mitochondrial intermembrane space. The record is from RefSeq and is a predicted model, not a curated record. Gene Ontology annotation, biological process: mitochondrial electron transport, ubiquinol to cytochrome c; mitochondrial electron transport, cytochrome c to oxygen. NCBI's taxonomy places the organism in Eukaryota, Fungi, Ascomycota, Eurotiomycetes, Eurotiales, Aspergillaceae. Gene Ontology annotation, molecular function: heme binding; electron transfer activity.
CCUUCUUCCCCCGGAAUCUCCUCCGCUGAAUCCAAUUCCUCUGUACUUUACCUUCUUUACCUUUUUUUAAUACCCUCACAUCUCCCCUUCACACAUUCAAAAUGGGCAAGGACGCUGGUUUCGCUCCUGGUGACUCUGCCAAGGGUGCCAAGCUCUUCCAGACUCGCUGCGCUCAGUGCCACACCGUCGAGGCCGGCGGUCCCCACAAGGUCGGCCCCAACCUCCACGGUCUCUUCGGCCGUAAGACCGGUUCCUCCGACGGCUACGCCUACACCGACGCCAACAAGCAGGCCGACGUCACCUGGGAUGAGAGCACUCUCUACCCCUACCUCGAGAACCCCAAGAAGUACAUCCCCGGUACCAAGAUGGCCUUCGGUGGUCUCAAGAAGGCCAAGGAGCGCAACGACCUCAUCACUUACCUCAAGGAGGCCACCGCUUAGAUGUCUUCACCUUUGUGAAACCUUCUAGAUCCCGACCGGGACGUACGGGUCUGCCGCGACUCCGCGUGCUGGAAACAGCCGGUCACUCGGCCG